Messenger RNA from Myotis lucifugus (little brown bat), 462 nucleotides. RefSeq names its product glycosylphosphatidylinositol anchored molecule like (gene GML). The transcript is spliced from 3 exons. The coding region runs from base 1 to 462 and encodes 153 amino acids. The record is from RefSeq and is a predicted model, not a curated record. NCBI's taxonomy places the organism in Eukaryota, Metazoa, Chordata, Mammalia, Chiroptera, Vespertilionidae.
AUGCUGCUGCUCUGUGCCCUGCUCCUGUCCGGGCUGCAGCUGGGGGUGAGCGCAUUCACCUACAACCUGAAAUGCUACGAGUGUUCGGCCAUCAACACCUUCCAGUGUUCGACUCUUAAGACCUGCGAGUACGAGAUCAGGCGCUGUAUGACGGUCUCCAUCCGCCUGAGCUCGCGGGAAGUGCUCGUGUACAAGAACUGCACGAACAACUGCACGUUCGUCUAUGAGUCCGAGAUGCCGCCCCCGGCACCUAAGGUCCUGAGGACCAACAGCUUCUACUGGGUGAGGUGCUGCGGCAUCAUGAGCUGUAACGUGGGGGGGCCCACCAACAUGGAGCGGGACAUCCUUCCCGACCAGACCAUCGAGGAGGAGCUAGAAGGGGCCAUGCGCCUGGGGGGCGGAGGGCUCUGGGGGGUCCUCCUGAGCUGCGCCUCCAUCCUCGUGAGCAGCGCCCUGACAUGA